Molecule: messenger RNA, 1272 nt
Organism: Stylonychia lemnae
Lineage: Eukaryota; Ciliophora; Spirotrichea; Sporadotrichida; Oxytrichidae
Source: the annotation of a GenBank genome assembly
AUGACUCAAAAGUACCAGGAUCUUGAAAUGCAAGAUAUGUCGCUUAAGGCAGAUGCUAAAUUCAAAGGAAACGAGAGCAAAUAAUUCAAUGAGAGCCCACCUCAAGUUGGGUAUGAAUUGAUCCCACCUGAUGGAACAGUACCAAAGGCUGUGCUUCUGCAAAAACUAAAUGCCGGCAUUUUGAAAAUGCUUAAUGAGGCUGGUAGCAAAUACACUGGUGAGACUAAUGAUCAAGGUUAAAAACACGGAGGUGGAAAGCUUGUCUAUAUUGAUGGUUCUAAUUAUCAAGGAGCUUGGAGAAACGGCAAGAGAGAAGGCUAUGGAGAAUUCACCAACAAAGACGGAACCGUCUACAAGGGCCAAUGGUCAAAUGAUAUGAAAAAUGGAGACGGCAAAUUAAUAUAAGCUGAUGGUGCGAUAAUUAAGACAACUUGGCUUAAUGACAAGAAAAACGGUCAAGGUUUGAUCACUUCAAAAGAUGGAAAAACUAGCGAAUGUGAAUACUUCAAUGAUAUUCUCGUCCAGAAAUAAGAUCAAAACCCAGAUUGUUCAAAUUUAGCUCCACUAAAUUUCAUUCUUGGUUGCACAGUAAUCGCCCUUGGAUAUUAUAUUUCAGAGGGAGACUAUAAGCCCAAAAAUAAGUGGGAUAUUAUCGGCUUUGAAAUAUUCUUUUGCUUGGUUUAUCUGUUUGAGUGCGCUGUGUGUAAGACCAAUGCCUAUUUGAGCGAUGUAAUCAGGUCACAUGAAUCUAAAGGAAUUAUAGACGAUUUGAAAGCCAAGGCGCCAAGAAUUGAAAUGGAGAUUGAAAAUUAUCACUACGAGUUGUAUCAUAGAAGAAGAGGAUUAAGUUACGAGAAAAGAGUAUCUAGCAGAUUUUUCAGAGAUUUAAAGUAUGCUGAGUAUAUGGAUUAAUCAGCCGAUGCUUCAUCAGUUGAGCACAUUAAAAAUUACAAGUUAACUAGACUUGAUAUUCAACUCGAUAUUCAAUAUUCAGCCCAAGCAAGUCAAUCAAAAGAAUGCUAAUCUUAUGAUUUCAAAAAAGAAAAGGUCAGCGAUACUCAUUAUGAAUUCAAUCUUAAAAACCAUCUUGAAGGAUUCAGACAAUCAAUUUUGGUGCACAAUGGUUCUCAUGCUGAAAGUCUACCCUGGUACACUAGCAAGACUAUCUAUUGGAUUACACAUUUACUCUUCAUUGGCUGGAUCUUCAGAAUCUUCUUCGUGUCAAACUCUCAAAGAGUUAAAUUCACAAUCGACAAAGUCAUUCUCAAAUGA